Metschnikowia bicuspidata var. bicuspidata NRRL YB-4993 is the source of this 1248-nucleotide messenger RNA. RefSeq lists its product as uncharacterized. Lineage: Eukaryota; Fungi; Ascomycota; Pichiomycetes; Serinales; Metschnikowiaceae. The transcript has a single exon. Bases 1 to 1248 code for a protein of 415 amino acids. The record is from RefSeq and is a predicted model, not a curated record.
AUGGUGGCCGAACCUGUUCUGGCCACGCUCGCCACGCUCCGCGCCACGUACGACUCCGCGUCCCGAUAUCUCCACGCGCAGGCCGAAAACUGGCCCGAUCCCGCCGCGCUCUGGGACUCGUUGCCCCUGAUCCCCCUUGGCGGGGCGUCUGCGCCCCCCGUUGCGGCGCCACCCGCGUCCAUUGUGGCCCGGCUCGGCCGCUGCGCCCGGCCGCACAAACACGCGCUUCUCGGCGCCGUUUUCACGGGGCUCGGGCUCGCCGGGCUCGUGGCGCAGCGCCGCAAACAGCUUCUGGCCGCCGGCAGCCGCCGGCCGCGCCGGCGGCGCGUGCCCAAGUUGCCCAACGGCGCCCGCCGGGACGUGGUGCUUGUGGUGGGCUCGCCCACGGAGCCCAUGACGCGGCUCGUGGCGCUCGACUUUGAGAAACGCGGCUUCAUCGUCUACGUGACCCUCAUGGACGACAAGGACCGGCGGUACGUGCAGCAGAACCCGGUCACGGACGACGUGCGGCACGUGGACUUGUGCGGGGACGCCGCUGCGGCCGUGGCGCGGUUCCGCGCGGUGUUCGGCGCGGAGGUGGUGCCGCUCCAGGGCGCCGAGCCGCACCUCCUCCGGCUCGCGGCCGUGGUGUUUGCGCCCAGCCUCUACUUCCCGUUGGGCCCGCUCGAAAACACGCCCUCGGCGUCCUGGGAGAAGGUGCUCGCGCGCUUGGCCGUGUACCCGCGGCUCUUGGGGCUGGGGCUCGUGGACCUCGUGCGCGGCCAGCAGGCGAAGCUCAUCGCCGUGGUCCCGACCAUCGUCAGCAGCCUCCGGCUCUCGUACCACGGCGCGGAGGCCAUGUUCCAGAACGCGCUCAAGGACCUCUUUGCCACGUUGGCCAAGGAGCUCCGCCCGCAGGGCAUCGCCGUCACACAGGUGCGCCUCGGCAACUUGCAUCUCUCCAGCACGCGGGCCUUGCCCGCCGCCAAGGCCGCCCAGAGCCCCACCGUGGUGGACGCCGAGGUGCGCAGCUGGUCGCCGGAGAUGCAGGCGCUCUACGGCGCGCCGUUCCUGAAGACGCAGGCGGGCUCCACCGCCAUGGGCCCGUCCAUCGGCUCCGACGGGCUCCGGGGCUUGCACCAUCUUUUGUUCGACUUGGUCUUCGCGACCCGCCCCGGCCCGUCCGUGGUGUACUAUGGCUCGGGCGCCCGCACCUACGAGCGCGUCACGAGCUUUCUUCCGACGGCGUUGAUGGAAGUGUUUUCGUGA